AUGCGUUACUCAUCCGCCGUCGUGCUAAGCACCCUCGCUGCUGGCUCUGCCGCUGCCUCGCACCUUCACAACCGUCACGCCAGCUUCCACGCGCGCCGUCAAGCUGAGGUCAAGCGCAACGAUGGCGCCCACAACGUGGAUUGGAAUGCCGUAGCCUACUCCCUCAAGGACGUCAAAUGGGAUGAACUCCACUAUGGCGACCACCAUGCCCCUGCUUCUUCCCCUGCCCCCUCUUUACCACCUCCGCCUGUCGCGGCUCCCGAGCAACAGGCUGCGCCCAAACCAAAGCCCAACCCAGCUCCCGCUCCAGAGGUCAAGGUCGAGGCGCGAGUCUCUUCCUCCAGCUCUGCAGCUCCACCUGCUCAGACUCCCGCCCAGCCAUCGCCGUCGCCCAAGCCCAAGCCCGACGACAAGGAGGAUGACAAGAACGACAGCCUCGGUGACAUGAUUGGCGACUUUAUUGAUGAUUUGUUGGAUGGAGUCGAGGCCGUUGCCUCUAGGUUAGGCGCCAAGAUCGGAAAGAACGACAAGCAAAACAACCAUGGCAUCUGGAUCGGAGACGGAAGCGAGUGGAACGCUGUCUUCACAAACGAUGACAGCACUGAUGCCGUCCUCUACUGCUGGAAGGCCAACGGCUUCUCUGGAAUGUCCGUCAAUGUGAAUGUGCCUGAAAUCUCCGUCAGCCUAAAGAGCGGCAAGAGUGUUACUCUUUCCUUCGCCCCCAAUGUUCCCGCAGCCUGCGCCCCCAUCUACCCCGAUACCGAGCUCGCCAUCUUCGGUGGCAUUCAAAACACGUGGUGGGAGGUUACUUUUGGCGAAAAUGGUUGCCAUGAUGUCUCCCGCAAUGUCUUCAUGAAGGGCAACCGUAUCCACGCCAAGGGCUCCAAGUGUGUAUCCGACAUGGAAAUUUGCGUCUACAAGUGCAAGGACCCCAACGCUCCUUUCUGCAAGGAAGGCCACGAAUACGACCUCUUCAACUGCACUGCAAGCAACGGUGGUGGUGGCGGCUACGACGUCGUCAUGGCCGGUACUGGUGGUGGUUGUGCCAUGGGCGCCAACGGCGAGACCGUCCACGUCACCAUCUCGAGGUAA
Plenodomus lingam JN3 is the source of this 1092-nucleotide messenger RNA. RefSeq lists its product as uncharacterized. Lineage: Eukaryota; Fungi; Ascomycota; Dothideomycetes; Pleosporales; Leptosphaeriaceae. The record is from RefSeq and is a predicted model, not a curated record.